GAAGUGACUCGAAUCGACGAGGAGAGCGAACAAGUUCGAAGAAUAAAAGGCAGCUUUCCACCGUAUCAACUAUCACGAAACCUUACGGGAGUAUGUUUCGUGCACGCUGAUGAGCGUUUUUUUCUUGUGUCUUUUUUCUAUAUAAAAAAACCACUGGUCUAUAUGAGCAAACAGGAACAAAUACCCCACACGUCGCGUCGACGCGUUAUGAUUGGCUGUGGACGUGUCUUGUUCUGACCGUCUUCGCUGUUUCUUGUUAUCGUCUUGUAAUAUCCAAACUAUGUUCCAAUUCUUGCGACGUGUAUCGACGUCAUUCCUUCCUCGCCCUGACAGACCGUGGCGAGAGGAUGCUACAUCUAAUGCACCCACUAUUGGUCGGAAACGCCGCUUCAGCAUCACAGAUCAUGACGAUGAAGAAGAAUUUGGUUCAUUAAACGGCAAAAAGCCCAAGACAGAAGCUAUGCUACUCGAUAGUGGCAAAGCAUCAACCAAGGACAGUAAGGAGGGACAGAUAGAGGGGGAGGAGGUCAAGUCGGUAACCCAGGGUGUUAAACAAGUUGAUCUUGAAGACAUGGGAGUCCAGGCUAUGGAACCCGAAGCCAUCCCUCUUCCGGAGUCACCGUCCCCGCAACCCGUGAACUUAGAGUCUACCCAGGAAACUCAGGAGCCGCAGCACAAUACAGAAGUUUUGGAGGUUGAGACAAACGUAGAGUCUGUCCAACCGACCGAGGACGCUCCGAACGAUACACGAGACCCAAAGGUUGAUGGCGAGUCGACUGCUUCUUCCUCCGAAAAGGAGGAAACCCAAGAUCCAGACGAGAAAGUUCAAGGUACUUCAGGGUGUCCGGGGACUGUCGAGUCACAUCCUGCGGACGUCGUUGAUACCGAGGCGAGAGACGAACGUCCGCCCGCACAUUCAGCCUCAGAGGAGGCACUAGAGGCUACGGAGGAAGGGAGUUGAUGUCGGGUAACUGGAAUGGUCUCGUAUACCA
Molecule: messenger RNA, 992 nt
Organism: Pisolithus orientalis
Lineage: Eukaryota; Fungi; Basidiomycota; Agaricomycetes; Boletales; Pisolithaceae
Exons: 2
Coding region: 281-961 (226 amino acids)
Source: RefSeq, a predicted model, not a curated record